Molecule: messenger RNA, 2142 nt
Organism: Ostrinia nubilalis (European corn borer)
Lineage: Eukaryota; Metazoa; Arthropoda; Insecta; Lepidoptera; Crambidae
Gene: opa
Product: pair-rule protein odd-paired
Exons: 2
Coding region: 34-972 (312 amino acids)
Biological process (GO): regulation of transcription by RNA polymerase II
Cellular component (GO): nucleus
Molecular function (GO): RNA polymerase II cis-regulatory region sequence-specific DNA binding; DNA-binding transcription factor activity, RNA polymerase II-specific
Source: RefSeq, a predicted model, not a curated record
CUCCGCUACGUGCGCGCGCCGCCGCGCCGCGACAUGCGCUGCCAGUGGCUCGACCCCGAGCAGCCUCCUCCGCGCAAGCUGUGCAACAAACUGUUCUCGAGCAUGCACGAGAUCGUGACGCAUCUCACCGUGGAACACGUCGGCGGACCCGAGUGCACGACGCACGCGUGCUUCUGGCAGGGCUGCUCGCGGAACGGAAGGCCGUUCAAGGCGAAAUACAAAUUAGUGAAUCAUAUACGCGUGCAUACAGGAGAAAAACCGUUUCCCUGCCCGUUCCCUGGAUGCGGCAAGGUGUUUGCGAGAUCAGAAAACCUCAAAAUCCACAAGAGAACGCAUACCGGUGAAAAGCCGUUCAAGUGUGAAUACGCCGGCUGCGAUCGAAGAUUCGCGAACUCGUCGGAUAGGAAGAAACACUCGCAUGUGCACACCUCCGACAAACCUUACAACUGCCGCGUGCACGGCUGCGACAAGUCGUAUACGCACCCGUCCUCGCUGCGCAAGCACAUGAAGGUGCACGGCGCCGCGGGCGACGCCUCACCGCGAUACGACAGUGACGGCGACGAUUCCUCCUCCGCAGGCAGCGUUAGCGUCACCGCCGGUGCCGCCAGCCCUCUCGCGCCCCUCCCUCCUCCACCCCCAGCCCCCGUACCCCCUCAUCCCCACCACCCGCACCACCACCCCACUAUAACAGACAAACUAGAAAGCCUCAACGACAAAUACCUCAACCCCCACGACCAAAAACCUUACGAAAGACCACCAGCCCCCCCUCAUCAACACCAUCAACCGCAUCUCACCAAUAUCGGGGGUAACGGUGUCAUGGACAAUAAACUAGGUUUCGGUGGCCACUGGACGCAGUUCCAGCAACCGGCCCCGACCGUGCCCCACGGAGUGCCUGACUGGUGGUGUCCUACGCAGGAGUCCUACCACCACCAUCAUUUGAUGCACCACUCUGGUGCAGCUGCUGCGUACUGACCGCAUCGCGCUUAGGGAACUCUUCAUUCGACGGCUAGACACCGAACGCUUCUAUGUAGCUAAAAUAGAAAAAUCUAAUAAAUUACUUAUUAUUUUUCAAUGUUUCUGUAAGAAAUAAAAUCUGGUUAAAAUAGAAGAUCUCACGUUGCCGACGUGGAAUGAAAAGUUCGCUAAAGCGCAUCCAGUGUUUAGUGCUACUGAAAGUGCAUACGCUUAUUUAUGAAUACUAAAUAGUCCGUACAAAUCCGACCAUUCUAAAGUUCCAGACAACAACCGUCCUAAAGUUUUAAUUAAUGUGUCCCAGACUCUAUCUCUAAAUAAAUUAUUUGGAAGUUGUAACAAUGUAGUCGUGACAAUAGAUGGUCGUACUGUUGUUUGCGCUAAGACAACGAGAUUAGAGACAAUGACCACUAGUUGAAUGUUUUACAGCGUGUUGUAUAUUUCCGUAAACAAAGUCUCGCAAGAUGCCCCUUAAUUUGGUGAGUUUCUGGGUAUUGUCCGUUAGGAUCUUGGGAGCCUUUGUGAUGGAACACGCUACAAUGUACAGCGUAGAUUUUUGUCAACAGUUUUGUUGACAGUGAUUUAUUGCAGCCUUUAUUUAGAGUAAGCAGUGAUGUACAAACAAUAUUAUUAUAAAAAAAACUAUCGAGAAAACAAAAUAGUGGAGGCAACAAAAGAAUCAUAUUUAAUUUAUACAUCAAAACACGUAUAAUAAACACUACAUUGUCUUCGCUUAAUAACUAGCAAAAUAUUUGAAACGAAGCCUUGUCUUGUAACAUAAAUUUAUUAAUGAUCAGCAUGGCCAAAGCACCGAAGUCUAAUAAAACUACGAUUUAUAGGUUGUAAAAUUGUGUAAAGUAACUUUAAGAUAGGUAACGUCUCGUGUAAAAAUAAUAAAUUAUAAAUACCCAGUGAUAAUAGAAUAAGGGAUUGAUUUUAUUGUAAAUUACUCGCGUAGUUGCUAUAUUAUUGUGCUACUAUUCCUGAACUAUAUGAAUAUGUAUGUAUUUCAUAGUAUACUAUUUUUUCACGGACCGACAUUUUAGAUAAAUAAAUAAAGUUGAACCUAUGUCUAUAAAAAUAUAAAUAAAUGACUGAAAGAGCACGAUGUAUUUUAAGUUAUUUUAAGAAGAAAUUGUUGUCUUUUCUACAGCCCUGUAAAUAGCGAGA